This is a messenger RNA of Suillus bovinus, 963 nucleotides long. RefSeq lists its product as uncharacterized. The transcript is spliced from 5 exons. Lineage: Eukaryota; Fungi; Basidiomycota; Agaricomycetes; Boletales; Suillaceae. The record is from RefSeq and is a predicted model, not a curated record. The coding region runs from base 130 to 621 and encodes 163 amino acids.
AUAUGAAUGAGCGUGUUGCGCCAGCACAAACUGGCCCGCAAUCAUAUAAAAUCAGUGAACAAGUCAUGCCUGCUAAUCCUCACAGCCUGUCACUAUUAUCCAAGCUAGUUGGGAUACUGCCACAAAGCCAUGUCAGACAAAACACCUUCCCGGGACGUUUCUCCAACCAUUGAAGUACCUGACAUGUCAUCGUCAGCCGACGGUGACUCUGUUCAUCCGUCCAAGUUGUCGGUCGAGAUCACUGACAUCAAAGCGAGUGGGCUGCCAGAAAAAAUCGGGUUAUUCAGUGGUCAAUUUUACGUCCGCAUAAAGGGAGACAAAUUCACGAAGCAAUCGAAGACUACCAAUUAUGCCAAAGAUGGCGAGUAUGUUGCCGUUUGGAAGGAUAGUAUAACCUUUGAUGCCAUGGAGUCCUCUUCGAUUGAAAUAGAGGUCUUUGCUCGCCGUUGCUUCUUCAGCUACAAGGUCAUCAAGAAGACGGAGAACAAUCAAAGUCUUGGUGACCUCCUUGAGAAUGUCAAUACACCGGUUGUACUUGAGCUGCUGGGGAAUGGUGAACCUACGGGUAAAGUCACGUUCCACAUUUCCAAGAGUAAGGCAGCCACGUUCAAAGGGGAUUAGUAGGAGAUAUACGAGGUUGUACGGCAAAUGGAUAGGGUUGGCCACGGUCAAGAAUUUUCGAAGACGAGGACCUUGAUGGAUAGGUACCACAUAUGCGCAAUUUCAGGUAUCCUUCUGUAGCUAUAAUUAUAGCAAGCUCUUAAAAAUAAAUACCCUUUCUUCACGGUAUCCCUCAAACACAAAGACCAUACCUGCAUAUUACGCCAAUAACCUAUAAGAGCACACAGCACGACCUGCGGAGAUCAGGAAUAUCAAUGAUACUGCGCCGCAGUCAGAUCAAGGGGAAAGGCCGAUACGUUUAGGCCACAGCUUGGCCGAAGGCGGAGUUUAAAUGAUGACUAA